CUUUCUUCUCUCUUUUAUUUGUCACAUAGAAACUCUGCAAACUAUACAUAUUUUUUUUCUCUCUUUUAUCUGAGAAGAUCACUUAUUUUUUGAAAUUAGAGAUGAGGAACUAUAAGUUAAGAUUGUCAGUUAUGAGCCCAAGUGAAUGGUUCCACAAGCUCAAGAACAUGACAAAACCUAGAAAAAAGCAUUCUCUUCCUCUUUACUCCAUAAACACUACCAAGAAGAGAAAACCUUCCUCUGAGUCAAAGUCUCUUCCUUACUCUUCAACUUCUUACUUCUUCAAUAGGUCACGCUCACGCACAUCCUUUGAAUCUAGGAUCCUUCAAAUUUCACCAAGAAACUCUCUUCACAACAUACAGAGCAAAAGAAAGACUGUUUACAAGCCUUCUCCUCCUUCCUCUUCUAUUGUAUCUGCAGGUUUUAACAAAACAUUUCAUCAAAGCCAUGAUUCUCUCUCUGCCUCUUCCAACUUGAAAGUCAUUUCUUCUGAAGAUGAUAUUAUCAUCGACAUGAAUAAUAGAGAUUUCAAGAAGAAAACUUUCAAAGAGAUCACGAAGUUUGAUUCAACGGAGAAAGCCUGUCGUGCAAGUAACCGAACCAAGGAAACACAUAUACCUCAUCAUCUCUCUGUGAAGGUCAGUAAAGAGAAAGAAGAUGAAGAGGAAGAUGCAUGUCGAACCAAGAAGAAACAUCAGAAAACAUUAGUUUCUAGUGGAAGAAGAUCAUCAGCUAAAUCUCCAAGGAUAAAGCUCAGAGCGAGAUCUCCUAGAAUUCAAGUCUCGCCUCGUAGAAGCAAAUCAAGAUCACAGAACAAACAAAUUCUUGACAGUUUUGCAGUAAUCAAGAGUUCUAUCGAUCCGAGCAAGGAUUUCAGAGAAUCAAUGGUGGAGAUGAUAGCAGAGAACAACAUCAGAACCUCUAACGACAUGGAGGAUCUUCUAGUAUGUUACCUUACCUUGAAUCCCAAGGAGUAUCAUGAUCUCAUUAUCAAGGUUUUCGUUCAAGUCUGGCUUGAAGUCAUAAACUCUACAUUUGCAUCGAAGUAGAAUGAACUAUGAUCAAAAGCUUUAAAUCUCUGGUUAAUUGUAGUUCUUUUAAAGAGUUUGAUGUAGCCGUGGAGAUUUUCUUUGCAAGACCAGUUUUUGUGUUGUCUGAAUAACGUGAUAAAGACAUAUAAAUCACUCGCUUCCUUUUCGUCUCUGGUUAUGGUUUGUGAAGGUAAUA
Messenger RNA from Arabidopsis thaliana (thale cress), 1227 nucleotides. It is a transcript of the gene OFP4, whose product is annotated as ovate family protein 4. The record is from RefSeq and is marked reviewed. Gene Ontology annotation, molecular function: DNA binding. Gene Ontology annotation, biological process: negative regulation of DNA-templated transcription. Gene Ontology annotation, cellular component: nucleus. NCBI's taxonomy places the organism in Eukaryota, Viridiplantae, Streptophyta, Magnoliopsida, Brassicales, Brassicaceae. The transcript has a single exon. The coding region runs from base 102 to 1049 and encodes 315 amino acids.